UCCAAACUACUCAUCUCUGCUCUCUCCUCUCAGAGCUUCUCCUUCCUUCUCACGUUACCUCUGGUAACACUAGUGCUGGAUUUGUUUUGAAACCACAACCAUAUGGAUGAUGUCCGUCGCCAGCUGCCGGCAAUCCAGCUCCUCCUCGGCCAGAGCGAUGCUCCGUCCGUCGCGUUGGCGUCGCGAUCACUCCGAUGCCGCCGUGGUGAGGUCAGACCCACUGUUGUCUCUUGAGAUCUGCGUGUCUGCCUCUGCCGGUGCAAAGCAUUUAAGGCAGAUUUUGAAGGAAAUUUUCUACUACUAUUCCCCAAGUAACCUCCACGAGGCAGGCUGACCGAGAACCUGCUAAUGGCUUCAUUAAAAUAGAUUAUAGAGUUGAUAUGCCUCGGCUUCCGGGUCUGAGCUCCCAGGUUCGCGCUAAUGGUCGAUCUGCACAUGCUUGCUUCUGACCAGGACAUGUUGACCUCCACUCCAAGCGAGACUGCGCGCGUCCAACCGGCUGGCGGCAGCUCGGCAGGAGCGCAUGGCGCCGGAGUGCAGCCGCCGCGACGCUCCCCCCAGCGCGACGCUUCUGAUCGUUUGCGUUGCACUCUACACCGUCGUCCUCGCCGUUGCCUCCAGUCCGAAGGCGUUGGCGUCCUCUUCGGCGCUGUCCUCUCGCGCUCGCGCAGCGCCGGAACAGCAGCUGCUCCUGUCCGCUGAUCUCACCACGGAGGAGAGCGCAAGAAGGCCGGGGGAGACGCGGAGACCGCCGAGCGUGGAGCAGGAGCUCGACGUGGCGCGAGCUGCGAUCCGGCGCACGGCGCAGCGGCACGGCGAUGCCGGCCGAGCAGGCGACGGCAAUGUCAGCUCCGCGAACACCUGGUUCGACGCUGGAGUGGAGUAUGCUCUCUUGGCCAGCGUCUACCGCAAUCCGGCCGCGUUCCACCGGAGCUACGCGGAGAUGGAGAAGCUGUUCAGAGUGUACGUGUACGAGGAAGGCGAGCCGCCGAUCCUGCACGCCGGCCCGUGCAAGAACAUCUACACCAUCGAGGGCCGCUUCAUCGAGCAGCUCGAGCUCAUGGCGCCGUCGCCAGCCUCGUCGUCGAGGCGGGGAACCCGGCGUCGGUCUGCCAGUGACGUCCGGACGUCGGAACCCGCGCGAGCCCACGCCUUCUUCCUGCCGUUCAGCGUCUCUCAGAUGGUGCAGUUCGCGUACCGGCCCAACACCUACGACAAAACCCCUCUCCGCGCCAUCGUCGCCGACUACGUCCGCGUCGUCGCGUCCCGACACCCCUACUGGAAUCGCUCCGCCGGCGCCGAUCACUUCAUGCUCGCCUGCCACGAUUGGGGUCCGGAGGCGUCGACGGGACACCCGGAGCUGCACGCGAACGGCAUCCGCGCGCUCUGCAACGCUAACUCCUCCGAGGGCUUCCGGCCGUGGCAGGACGUGAGCGUGCCGGACAUCAACCUCUACGACGGAGACAUGCCGCGGCAGCUCCUGGCGCCGGCGCCAGGGGUGACUUCGCGUCCGUUCCUCGCCUUCUUUGCCGGCGGCCGGCACGGGCACAUCCGCGACCUCCUGCUGCGGCACUGGAAGGGCCGUGACCCGGACUUCUUCCCGGUGUACGAGCACAGGCAUGAGGACGGAUUCGACUACUACUCGUUCAUGCGGCGGGCGCGCUUCUGCCUCUGCCCGAGCGGGUACCAGGUGGCGAGCCCGCGCGUGGUGGAGUCCAUCCACGCCGAGUGCGUGCCGGUGAUCCUGUCCGACGGGUACGUGCUGCCCUUCGCUGACGUGCUGCGGUGGGAGGCGUUUUCGGUGGCGGUGCCGGUUGCCGACAUCCCCAGGCUGAGGGAGGUGCUGGAGCGGAUACCGGCGCCGGAGGUGGAGAAGCUCCAGCAAGGAGUGCGCCUGGUGAAGCGCCACUUCAUGCUGAACCAGCCGCCACAGAGGCUGGACAUGUUUAACAUGAUCCUGCAUUCCGUAUGGCUAAGGAGGCUUAACCUCAGGCUAGAUCACUGAUGUCACACACCAAAAAUUUCUAUUUCAGAUCAUGAAUACAAAACAUAAAAUAACAAUAUUUCAUUUUUUAUUUUUUUAAAGAUUAGUUAGGAUGUUGAUACUUCGAGCAAUGCAUGAUGUGAUUUUUAUCAAACUUUUAGAAUUUAAUUUAAAUAGAUUGCUGCA
Molecule: messenger RNA, 2170 nt
Organism: Zea mays
Lineage: Eukaryota; Viridiplantae; Streptophyta; Magnoliopsida; Poales; Poaceae
Product: probable glycosyltransferase At5g25310
Exons: 4
Coding region: 524-2005 (493 amino acids)
Molecular function (GO): glycosyltransferase activity
Source: RefSeq, a predicted model, not a curated record